Molecule: messenger RNA, 1262 nt
Organism: Andrographis paniculata
Lineage: Eukaryota; Viridiplantae; Streptophyta; Magnoliopsida; Lamiales; Acanthaceae
Product: PHD finger protein ALFIN-LIKE 4-like
Exons: 5
Coding region: 274-1044 (256 amino acids)
Biological process (GO): regulation of DNA-templated transcription
Cellular component (GO): nucleus
Molecular function (GO): transcription coregulator activity; histone binding; transcription cis-regulatory region binding
Source: RefSeq, a predicted model, not a curated record
CCAAUUAUGUUGAAAAUCGAAGGGGACUGGUCGUUCUUGUAGUUUGGGGGUUAAAUUAAGGAGUAGGUAGAAGUUGAGGGAUCGGGUUGAAUUUGAUUAAAUAAAAAUGUCAUUGGCCCGCCAAUUCUAAUAUUUGCAAUGGGGCCCUCGAUUUUCCCCCUAGUCUUGGGCAGAAGUUUUUGGUAUAUUUUGAAGGCUGCUGCGAGGUAAAACAUCAGUGAUAAAGUAGCACCGCUUCAUAGGCUUUGUUGGGCGAGGUGUACGGGGGGAGCUAUGGAUGGCGGCGUGCGGAGCAACGCUCGCUCCGUGGAAGAGGUUUUCAGAGAUUUCAAAGGCAGGCGUAAUGGUUUGAUCAGAGCUCUUACUAGUGACGUUGAGGAGUUUUUUCAACGGUGCGAUCCCGAGAAGGAGAACUUAUGCCUUUACGGAUUUCCUAGCGAACAGUGGGAAGUUAAUUUGCCUGCUGAGGAGGUGCCUCCUGAGCUUCCGGAACCCGCUUUAGGUAUAAACUUUGCAAGAGAUGGGAUGCAUGAGAAAGAUUGGCUGGCUCUUGUUGCAGUCCACAGUGAUGCAUGGCUUCUAUCCGUGGUUUUCUAUUUCGGUGCCAGAUUCGGUUUUGAUAAAGCUGACAGGAAGCGGCUAUUCAAUAUGAUAAAUGAAGAACCCACGAUUUUUGAAGUUGUAACAGGAGCUGCAAAGAAGCAAUUGAAGGAUAAGUCAUCUGCAUCGAACAACCGUAGCAGCAACAAGUCUAAGCCGAACCCAAAAACAGGAAAGCCAUCCAAGGGCCAAGCGAAGAAUGAGGACAAGAGAGUGGAUGAUGAUCCUGAUGACAUUGAUGAUGAUGACGAAGAUGACGAUGAGCAUGGUGAUACCUUGUGCGGGGCGUGCGGGGCAAACUAUGCAUCUGAUGAAUUCUGGAUCUGCUGUGAUGCUUGUGAAAGAUGGUUCCACGGCAAGUGCGUCAAGAUCACUCCCGCCAAAGCAGAGCACAUCAAGCAGUACAAAUGCCCUUCGUGCAGCAAUAAAAGAGCCCGGCCGUGAUCAAUUCCUUUACGUCCUCGAUCGUUUCGCAAGGUAUCAAUCGUACAUCCAUCUGUUUAGUAAUAUGAUGAUUUUCCAUGGUAGAUUUUAUCUCCUGGCGGCUGCAGAGAGAUGAUUGGUUUUCACUCCCCCUUCAGGAGUUUGAUUAUUCAUCCCCUCUUAACUAACUACAUUUUAUUUAUCUAGUUUACUGCUUACCAGUAAUCGUUGCUCGUUUG